AUGAGGGAAAAAUCAGAAGAAAGCAGUGUCCUAGAAGGUGCUGAGAAGGUGUCAGAAAAGAGGGAGCCUCAGAGGGCAAGCCAGCUCCGGCGGUUCAGCCUGCCGGCAGCCGCCUUCGAAAAGCGAGCCCUUCCGGAGGCUGCGGCCUCGGCCUCGGCUGUGCGCUGUACGCAGCACGGAGAGCCUCUCAAGCUCUACUGCCAGGACGACGGACGUGCCAUCUGCGUGGUGUGUGACCGUGCCCGCGAGCACCGUGCACACGCAGUGCUGCCACUUGACGAGGCGGUGCAGGAGGCCAAGGAGCAUUUGGAUUCCAGGUUGAGGGUCUUGAAGAAGGAUCUGGAGGACUAUGAGGUGUUCCGGUCUACAGAAGAGAAGGAGAGCAAGGAGCUACUGAAGCAGAUGGCAGCAGAGAGAGAGAAGGUUGGGGCAGAGUUCCAGGCACUGCGGGCCUUCCUGGUGGAACAGGAGGGUCGACUCCUGGGCCGCCUAGAAGAGCUGUCCUGGGAAGUGACACAGAAGCAAAAUGAGAACCUGGCCCAGCUAGGAGGUGAGAUCACUCAGCUUUCCAAGCUCAGCAGCCAGAUCCAGGAGACAGGUCAAAAACCUGACCUUGACUUCCUCCAGGAAUUCAAGAAUGCACUAAGCAAAUGCAGCAAUGUUCCUGCUCCAAAGCCAACCACAGUCUCCUCUGAGAUGAAGAAUAAAGUCUGGAAUAUCUCUCUCAAGACCUUCAUCUUAAAAGGACUGCUGAAGAAGUUCAAAGAGGACCUUCAGGGGGAGAUGGAGAAAGAGGAGAAAGCGGAGCUCACCUUGGACCCCGACACAGCCAACCCUCGCCUUAUCCUCUCUUUGGACCUUAAGAGUGUGCGCCUUGGACUGCGGGCUCAGGAUCUGCCCAGUCACCCUCGCCGCUUUGAUACCAACACUCGUGUCCUGGGAUCUUGUGGUUUCUCCUCUGGGCGUCACCACUGGGAGGUGGAAGUGGGCUCAAAAGAUGGCUGGGCCUUCGGUGUAGCCCGUGAGAGUGUGCGCCGCAAGGGCCUCACGCCUUUCACCCCAGAUGAAGGUGUCUGGGCACUGCAGCUCAACAACGGGCAGUACUGGGCCGUCACCAGUCCUGAGCGGACGGCCCUCAGCUGUGGGCACCUGUCACGAGUGCGGGUGGCCCUGGACCUGGAGGUGGGAGCUGUGUCUUUUUACGCUGUAGAGGACAUGCGCCACCUCUACACUUUCCGAGUCAACUUCCAAGAGCGUGUGUUCCCCCUUUUUUCUGUCUGCUCCACGGGCACUUACUUGCGAAUCUGGCCUUGAGGAAGGACAGCUUCCCAGGAGGAGAGUGAAUGCCUCUCUUGGGAGUCUAAUCUCAGUUUUGGGCCUGCCUCCACACUUCUGCUCCAGGCUGCCUCACAGAGCACAACGUGGGAGGCACGAAGCGUUGAUUGACUGUGGAAAAGGCCUCUGUGCACAACUGGGAAGAGAUGCCUUGGACCCUUGGGGCCUUUUCCCUCCUAUUGAUGGUCAUAUAAACUUGGCUUUAAUUGUGAAGAUGUGGAUGUCUGUGAGGACAAAAUCCCAGUUGUUGGCAUGGGUGCUUCCUAUCACAUGAAAUUUUCUGCCCUGAUUUAGAAAGGGCUGUGGUUCCAUGGAACAAUGCUACGCAGUGAUCCUGAUGCAAGAGGCAGGUUUGACCCUGAGCCAACCAUGUUCAUUAUCAAUUUAUCUUCUUGCCAGCUCUGCCUUGAGAGGUCACGAGACCUCUGGCUCUAGCUGGCCUAACCAUCUACUGAGGAAAGAGCAUUGUCUUCCCAGCUCAAGAGUUCAGUCCGGUUAGAACUAGAAGGAGAUCGUUGACCCAAGCAUGAAGGAGAAGGUGACGACUGUUGUACUAUGGGCCUCACUACUCUCCAACACCCCUUAGCCUGAUAAUGCGGAGGGAUUUGUGCAUUCUUGACCACAAAGCAACCGAUGUGUGUUUUCACAGAUACCUAACCUGUUUUCCAGCAUCAGGGCAGAGGUUCCUCUGGGUGAGGAGAUCAAAGGUCCUAGAAUGUUGAAACACAUAUCAAUACAGAUACUUUUACACAUGCAACUAGCACUAGCAUAGAAAUGCACAGAAGCGAAACAUGCUCCCCAUAGACUUUUUGGAACUUGCCAAAUGAAUGCACAAUAGAAUAUUGUGUGCCAAAGCCUGCUCAGCCUGUGCCCAGGGGGGUAUUCAGCAAGCAUUAUCCUCCUGGCUGAUUGUUCCCCAGCUUUUGGAUUCUGGGAUUCUGGGAAGGAGAUUGUGGGCUGUACUCUGCUUAUUGCACCUGUGGGAAGGGCCAUAGGGAGAUGGAUAUACAAAUUGUGAGCUCAUUUCUACAGAUGGCUUGACCUGUUCUCAUCUUUUUUGGUCUGUUUACAGAAGGACAAGUCUGAGCAAGGAUUUCUACUAAUAAUAACUAAGCAUUGAUGUUUGUGUAUAUGAGAAAUAUGGAUGCAUGUAUUUAUACCUAACAUUUGGGGUGAAGAGCAUGUGGAUUUCAGACAGGGCAUUUCUGAGUAGGUGCGUAGGGUUUAAGUGUUGCAAAUAGAUUUAAGUCAACUGGUCAUAUCCUAUUAUUGAUUUGUUGUUAAAUAUUAGCUAACUGUAUUAGUUACUUUCCCAUCACUGGGACAAAAUACUUGACAAC
Molecule: messenger RNA, 2675 nt
Organism: Fukomys damarensis (Damara mole-rat)
Lineage: Eukaryota; Metazoa; Chordata; Mammalia; Rodentia; Bathyergidae
Gene: Trim7
Product: tripartite motif containing 7
Exons: 8
Coding region: 1-1314 (437 amino acids)
Molecular function (GO): zinc ion binding; protein binding
Source: RefSeq, a predicted model, not a curated record